AUGAACCGAAAUUUGAUAUUUGCAUUCCUUUUAUUGGCUGCACUUGCCAUGGUCAAUGCUGUUCCAUAUCAAUUUCUUAAAAGAAGUAGAGACGUAGGUUUGCCAUGUCCAUAUACAAAUCCUAGCGGCUCUACCAUCUAUGCAAACCUUAAUCCUUUCCCCCCUGUUUCUAAUCAACCCAAUAAUUAUACAGUUGAAGGAGUAAUGUUAGGUUAUGAAAUCACUCCUUAUAAAACCGAAAUUAUAGUUCUGUAUACUGAUCAGAACCAUGCUCUCAUAAGUAGUUAUAAUAAGGCUUUGGAUUUUUAUUAUGCGAACGCAGCUCCAUUUUCAAUUGAUGUACCAGAUGUUCCAACACCAAUACUUCCUAGUGCAUACAUAAUUACAGUAAUAAUUGGAGAUAAAACCGAUAAUGAUCCAAAUAUUGUAGAAACCCAUGCUUGUGCAUAUGCUAAUUUUGUAGGGACGAGAAUAUUAGUGACCUCAAGGAGAUAUAAAGGCGAAAAACAAAACGACUUUGCUGGUGUAGACGCAGACAAGCUCAAGCUAUGGAAGGCAAUCUCAAAGACAAAGACAAACUCGAAACACUUUCCUGAUUCACCAACCGAAGAAUGUAUUUAUGUCCUAGUCGAAGCGCUCGUGUCAACCGCCACUUCGAGCCGUGAACAGGAAUUACUUGACAAACUUACCUCGUCGAAAGCAUUACUCAACAAGUCCGUUUAUGCUCGAAACGGACGAAGGACAGUGAAUAUCGAACACCCUGCACUUGAAAAUGAUGGGGGCAGUGCUCAACAUAAACGCCCUCAAAACCCUUUUCUGAUCGGUCGUUCUCAAAGGUAUCAACUUUAUGGUCUUGGCGAAUCAGACGAUCAUUCAUUAUCAGUGUUCCCGCCUUUCACUUGCGAGCAUAAAGAACUAAAAGACGAUUAUUCCCAGGCAAUACUUAAACAUCUUAUAGCCGAAUUGGAGGCGCGUCUUAAGUCCAUUUCAAUCAUGGAGGAAGAAGGUUUGUUUACGGGUAAGACUUAUGAAAUUGUUACAGAUGCGGAAAAUGAACAUGUAGAUAACGUUGAUAGAGUCCUCGGGCAUAUUACAUGGUUAUUGGAGGAGGCACAAAAGGCGGACUCAGCUGUUAACUUAGGCGGUGAGCAAGAAAUCAAAAGGAGCAUAAAUAAUAUUAUAUUAACGGGUAUGCAAUCCGAAGUAGAUUUAUUGAGGCAACACUUCACCGAACUUGAGGUUAAGGCAGAGAAAGGUGAGCUCGAGGCCAGGAAUGCCGAGAUCCCUGAACUUAGAAAGAAGGUUGCUACAGAUUUUUCAACUGAGAAUGUUGAACUUAAGCUAGGGUUACGAAGAUGGAGCAGAAUUACGGACGGAUGCGAUAUACUCGACUCUGCUUAGAGCAAUGUAAGCCUGAUCACGAAGUCAAUGAUGUGGUGCCAUAAGGGUGGUUAUCUAUAGAUAACUCGAUAUAUACCCGCUAGCUUCAAGUUAUCAGAGGAUAGAAAGGGAUGCUUUCUUAUACUAGUAGAUGAGACGAACAAGAAAAGUGUUAGUGAUAAUAUA
Rhizophagus irregularis DAOM 181602=DAOM 197198 is the source of this 1566-nucleotide messenger RNA. The record is from RefSeq and is a predicted model, not a curated record. NCBI's taxonomy places the organism in Eukaryota, Fungi, Glomeromycota, Glomeromycetes, Glomerales, Glomeraceae.